UAAAAAUAGGUUUUCGGCGGGACGCAGGCCAAGCAUUAGCCAUUUCGCCGAGGACACAGCGCGUCGACUCGGAUGUGGGCGACGAUCGAGCCGCUCCACGACACCAUCAUGGGAUACGCCGGUCUGCUCACGCAGUACCUCGCUGGCCGCUUGGGCGACGCGACCUUGGAGCCCGCGACGAAGCGUGGCAUCUGGGAAGACGCCUUGCGGAGCGAGUGGCCCGGCGACUGGGCGCAGCUGCCGCGCGUGCAGCUCGACAAAAGCAGCUUUCGUUGCGUCCAAUCGCGCGCCACGUACGACCGCCUCUGUCGCUUUCUCGGUGACGCCGCCUUCCCGACCGGCACGACGCACGACAGGUCGUUCUACUAUGUGACGUUCUACGACGCCUCCAGACCCGCCGUCGACAGCGAGGGCCGCAUCGUCACCGAAGGUCUCAUUGUGCCCGAGAUUCUCGUGGCGCCCAUGACGCACGUGUGGCUCGACGUGCUUGCACCGAUGCUGCGCUGUCCGGUGGCACUGGCGCAUGCGGCGGUGUGCGGCGGCCACGCGUCGCUGCUGCGGCACCUGCUCGAGAACGUCCUGGAACCAGAGCGCAUGUCCGAGGUGUUCUUCAUGGACCGGCCGCUACGAGGCCACGCGAUGGAUCUUGCCGCCGGUGCGGGUCACCUGGAGGUGCUCCAAGUGCUCCACGCGGCGGGCGGCACGUGUUCGACGACCGCCAUGGACAGCGCGGCGUGCGGCGGGCACUUUGACGUCGUCGACUGGCUCCACAAGCACCGCUCCGAAGGCUGCACCUCCGCAGCGCUCGAUCUGAUCGCGCGCACGGGCCGUGUCGACAUGGUCGAGUUUCUCAUGGCCGCGUACAACGUGUCGUUUUCAAUCCGCACGGUCGACGCGGCGGCGGCCAACGGCGACCUCCACACGGUGCAGCUGCUGCACGAACGGUUUAACGCGGGGUGCACGCGCCAAGCGAUGAACAGUGCGGCCGCGGGCGGGCACUUGGCCACGCUCGCGUACCUUCAGGCCCACUUUACAGCCGGCUGCACCGUCGACGCAAUGGAUGCUGCCAUCAUGGCCAACAACCUCCACAUCGUGCGCUUCCUCCAUACGCACCGGACCGAAGGCUACAGUCCGAUCGCAUUUGACGUUGCUGCGCGCAACAACUACAUGGAGAUGGUGCGUUACUUGAGCGACCAUCGACAUGAAGGUGGCACCCACCGCGCUUUGGACCGCGCCGCCGGCUUUGGCCAUUUGAACAUGGUCCGCUUUCUCUGCAUGCACCGAGACGAAGGCUGUACGACGUUGGCCAUGGACGUCGCCGCCAAGCGAGGUCACCUCGAUGUCCUCAUGUACCUGUACGAGCACCGCACGGAAGGAUUUACCCACUGGGGCAUCUUUUGGGCCGCCCAAGAAAGCCAAGACCAAACACUGCAGUUCUUGCUGCUAGUCGACGCGGACCACGAGCGCGCACGAAGCGCUGUCGCGUGUGCAGUCGCGAACCGAGAUGCUGCGGUGCUGCAGCGUCUGCGGGACGCCGGCUGCGCCGGGGCAGACGUCGCCGCGAUCCCCGACGUCCAAGGUGCCGACGCGUGCAUGGGCGAGAAGGCAGAUGCAAACAACAUGGCUGAGAACGACGCACGAAGAGAAGCCGAGGACGGGCUGUACGACGAGUGCCACUACAUUGACUGGCUCUCGUGCUACACCGAGCUGUGCAUGUGGGAGCAUGACGACCGAGGGCACGCGAUGCUUCUCGACGCUAGCGACGAUUCUUGAGUUUGCAAUAAGUUUCUAGUUGUCUACCAAAUAAUAAUUCAUUUUUCUUGUCGA
Molecule: messenger RNA, 1827 nt
Organism: Saprolegnia diclina VS20
Lineage: Eukaryota; Oomycota; Saprolegniomycetes; Saprolegniales; Saprolegniaceae
Exons: 1
Coding region: 73-1773 (566 amino acids)
Molecular function (GO): protein binding
Source: RefSeq, a predicted model, not a curated record